CUGCGCAGCGGCCUGGCUCCGCUCCUGCCCGCUCAGCUUUUUGGAGGUCCCGGCCGCGCGUCGAGAGACGGCACGGCACGGGACGUGACGGGGGGUCUGCGCGGCUCCGCUCACUUCAUCUUCCACCCACCGCACCGGGUCCAGCUCGGACCGCCGCAGCCAUGACCACGGAGGACGAGAUCAUCCGCAUCGCCAAGAAGAUGGACAAGAUGGUGCAGAAGAAGAACGCGGCUGGAGCUCUUGAUUUAUUGAAGGAGCUUAAGAAUAUUCCCAUGACCCUUGAGUUGUUGCAGUCUACCAGAAUUGGAAUGUCAGUGAAUGCAAUACGCAAACAGAGCACAGAUGAAGAAGUUACAUCUUUAGCAAAAUCUCUGAUCAAGUCUUGGAAAAAACUGUUAGAUGGACCUUCAACUGAUAAAGAUUCUGAAGAAAAGAAAAAGGAGCCUGCAUCUUCCUCACAAAAUAGUCCUGAAGCAAGAGAAGAAAGCAGUUCAAGUAGCAAUUCCAACAGCAGGAAGGAGGAGGGUAGUGCUCCCUCAAAUUCUUUCAUUCCUUCUUUUCCCCGGGCUCCAAGCACUUCGGAUUCUGUACGAGUGAAAUGUAGAGAAAUGCUCUCUGCAGCUCUCAGAACAGGAGAUGAUUACAUUGCUAUUGGUGCUGAUGAAGAAGAGCUGGGUUCUCAGAUUGAAGAAGCUAUUUUUCAAGAAUUAAAAAACACUGAUAUGAAAUACAAAAACAGGGUACGAAGUAGAAUAUCAAAUCUCAAGGAUGCGAAGAAUCCUAACCUAAGGAAAAAUGUGUUAUGUGGGAACAUUCCUCCUGACAAGUUUGCCAAAAUGACAGCAGAGGAAAUGGCAAGUGAUGAGCUGAAAGAAAUGCGCAAAAAUCUGACCAAAGAGGCUAUUAGAGAGCACCAGAUGGCUAAAACAGGAGGUACCCAAACUGAUCUCUUUACAUGUGGCAAGUGCAAAAAGAAGAACUGUACAUACACCCAGGUUCAAACCCGCAGUGCCGAUGAACCCAUGACAACGUUUGUUGUCUGUAAUGAAUGUGGAAACAGAUGGAAGUUCUGUUAGAAGAAGAAAUUGUCAAGACAUCUGGACCAGUAUGAAAGAGGAUUUUGUAAUUGGCUUUAAAAACUAGGCUAAGCAUCUAGCUUCCUGCAAGUGAGAGAAAUUUGGAGUUUAUUUUCUUUUUCCUUUUUUUUUUUGUUUCGUUUUGUUUUUUUGUUUUUUUUUUUAAGCAGCAUACAUGCCUGAAGUUAGCCUUUGUUUUGACACAGCCAUCAUUUCCUUAAAUGCCUUCCUGUAGCUGAUAGUCAUUAGGGCCAGGUUGCUCAAUUGUAUGGUGAAUGUUAAAAUAUUUUUUCAUUUUUAUAAGUAAGUUGAUAUUAAACUUUUACCAACUAAA
Messenger RNA from Pezoporus flaviventris, 1410 nucleotides. It is a transcript of the gene TCEA1, whose product is annotated as transcription elongation factor A1. Gene Ontology annotation, biological process: positive regulation of transcription by RNA polymerase II; DNA-templated transcription; transcription elongation by RNA polymerase II. NCBI's taxonomy places the organism in Eukaryota, Metazoa, Chordata, Aves, Psittaciformes, Psittacidae. Gene Ontology annotation, cellular component: nucleus. The coding region runs from base 162 to 1076 and encodes 304 amino acids. Gene Ontology annotation, molecular function: nucleic acid binding; zinc ion binding. The transcript has 10 exons. The record is from RefSeq and is a predicted model, not a curated record.